Acaromyces ingoldii is the source of this 1612-nucleotide messenger RNA. RefSeq names its product putative 4-aminobutyrate aminotransferase. Bases 65 to 1462 code for a protein of 465 amino acids. Gene Ontology annotation, molecular function: transaminase activity; pyridoxal phosphate binding; identical protein binding. The transcript has 2 exons. The record is from RefSeq and is a predicted model, not a curated record. NCBI's taxonomy places the organism in Eukaryota, Fungi, Basidiomycota, Exobasidiomycetes, Exobasidiales, Cryptobasidiaceae.
CUACCCUCUCUCUCUCUCACUCUCUCUCUCUCUCACUCACUCAAACAAGGGAAACAGCAUAGCGAUGAACGGCAGCGCAACGAUGAGCACGGCCGACUUUGGCACCAAGCAUGUCGCAAGGGGCAUCGGCCGGCUAACGCCCUUUGUCCUGGCCCGUGGCGAAGGCUCGUACGUCUAUGACGAAGAGGACAACAAGAUGCUCGACCUCACCACGGGUAUCGGUGUCGUCAACCUCGGCCACUGCCACCCUGCGGUGACUAAGGCGGCCCAGGAGCAGGUCGGCAAGAUGGUCCACGCCCAGGUCAACAUUGGCUUCAACAAGGCCUACGUCGACUUUGUCCGCGCCCUCCUGCCCAAGCUUCCCGAUCCCUCCCUCGACACCGUCUUUCUGUGGAACAGCGGCGGAGAGGCCGUCGAGGCGUCGAUCAAGCUCGCCCGCAUGGCGACCAAGAAGCAGAACGUCAUCGUCAUGCAGGGAUCGUACCACGGGCGGACCUUUGGCACCAUGUCGCUCACGCGAUCAAAGACGGUGUACAUGGAGGGCUUUGGUCCCCUCAUGUCUGGUGUCUACACGACGGCCUUCCCCUACUACUCGCAGCUCGGCCUCCCCGCCGACACACCCGAGGAGACACUUGUUGCCUCGUCGUUGCACCAGCUCAACCUUGUUCUGGCCCAGCAGUCGGCUCCCAAGGACACGGCGGCCAUCCUCAUCGAGACAGUCGUGGGCGAGGGCGGCUACGUGCCUGCGCCACCUGCUUUCCUCCACGGCCUGCGCUCCAUCUGCGACAAGCACGGCAUCCUCCUCAUCUGUGACGAGGUCCAGUCCGGGUGCGGCCGCACGGGCAAGAUGUGGGCCGUCGAGCACAGCGGUGUUCGGCCCGAUGUCCUCAUCUUUGCAAAGGGCAUCGCAAACGGCUUUCCCCUCAGCGGCAUCGCCAGCAGAAAGGAGCUCAUGGACCUGCAGCCGCCGGGCAGCAUGGGUGGUACCUACUCGGGCAAUGCCGUCGCGUGCGCAGCGGCCAGCGCCGUUCUCAAGACGUUUGACGAGGAGCGCAUCCUCGACAAUGUCGCAAAGAGGCACGAGCAGCUCGUCGGCUUCCUCAAGUCGAUUCAGAAGUCGGGCACAAAGGCCGGCAACCUGAUUCAGGACAUCCGUGGCCAAGGCCUGAUGAUUGGUCUCCAGUUUGUCCACCCAAAGACGAAGGCAGCCAUCACUGUCAAUGCCGGCUCCCAGAAUGCGACAGUGGCCGAGGACCCGUGGCUGUACGGGCCUGGCGCCGAGCAGAUUGCGCCAAAGGUCGUCCAGGGCUGCAUCAAGCGAGGCAUGCUCCUUCUCAGCACGAGCUGCUUCGAUGUCAUUCGCUUCAUCCCAGCGCUCAACAUCACUGAAAAGGAGCUUGACGAGGCCUGCCGCAUCUUCAAGGAGGCCCUCGAAGAAGUGGCCCAAACCAUCGGUGCAUAGAGCAGCAAGACAACGAAGACGUGUGUAUGCGUGUGUGUAAUAAUAGUAGCAUCAAAGCGGGCCGUGAGCCUAUGGAAUUCGAGGGUACAGGUCCGUCCGUCUCUGGUCCCAGAGCGGCAUCUCUCUCCGGACAUUCUCCAACGAGUCCAG